Molecule: messenger RNA, 2600 nt
Organism: Scomber japonicus (chub mackerel)
Lineage: Eukaryota; Metazoa; Chordata; Actinopteri; Scombriformes; Scombridae
Gene: gnai3
Product: guanine nucleotide binding protein (G protein), alpha inhibiting activity polypeptide 3
Exons: 9
Coding region: 407-1471 (354 amino acids)
Biological process (GO): adenylate cyclase-modulating G protein-coupled receptor signaling pathway
Cellular component (GO): heterotrimeric G-protein complex
Molecular function (GO): G protein-coupled receptor binding; GTPase activity; G-protein beta/gamma-subunit complex binding
Source: RefSeq, a predicted model, not a curated record
UCCGGUGAUUAUUACUGAGCAUUUUCUCUAGAAAUGCUGGAUUAAAACGCCUGAUUGUCUAAACAAUUUAUAGAAAACAGUUUGUUUUUCUUCUUUUUGCGCUUUUGUUCUUUUACCUGCGGAUAAAUUAAAUAAAAUACAUUUUUAAAAACAUCAAUUUGUGGAGAUUUUUCCGCAUACACACAGACUUGAACCACCUGGGUAGCAGGAGUGCUGGACUGGAGCAGUGUGAGUUCAGCAUCAGACUGGGGUUAGUGGGACAAACGAGCCUCCACUGCCAACGCCUUUCUCCCCGGCUGGGAAACUUCAGCUCACACCGACCCGAGAGCUAUCUGACGGCGCUUCACUUCAACUCAUGAGCUCCUGAAACCUCGAUCCGACACUAAAAAGUUGUUCGAAGGCAAACAUGGGCUGCACGAUCAGCGCCGAGGACAAAGCGGCAGUGGAAAGGAGUAAAAUGAUUGACAAAAACCUGCGAGAAGACAGAGAUAAGUCCUCCAGAGAAGUGAAACUGCUUUUACUCGGUGCUGGGGAAUCUGGGAAAAGCACAAUAGUAAAGCAGAUGAAAAUCAUUCAUGAAGAUGGCUACUCAGAAGAGGAGUGCAAACAGUACAAGGUGGUGGUGUACAGCAACACCAUCCAGUCCAUCAUGGCCAUCAUCAGGGCAAUGGGACGGUUAAAGAUAGAUUUUGGGGAUCCUACACGGGCGGAUGAUGCUCGCCAGUUGUUUGCCCUGGCGAGCUCAGCGGAGGAAGGGGUGCUGUCGGCAGAGCUGACCAGUGUGAUUCAGAGGCUGUGGAGCGAUGGUGGUGUUCAGGCCUGCUUUGAUCGAUCGCGAGAGUAUCAACUCAACGACUCCGCUGCAUACUACCUGAAUGACUUGGACAGGAUCUGCCAGCCGAACUACAUCCCGACUCAGCAGGACGUGCUGCGUACACGUGUGAAGACCACCGGCAUCGUGGAAACUCACUUCACCUUCAAAAAUCUCUACUUCAAAAUGUUUGAUGUCGGGGGUCAGCGCUCGGAGAGGAAGAAGUGGAUUCAUUGUUUUGAGGGAGUCACAUCUAUUAUUUUCUGCGUAGCUCUCAGCGACUACGACCUCGUCUUGGCUGAGGAUGAGGAGAUGAACCGGAUGCAUGAGAGCAUGAAGCUUUUUGACUCCAUCUGCAACAACAAGUGGUUCACACAAACCUCCAUCAUCCUCUUCCUCAACAAGAAGGACUUGUUUGAGGAGAAGAUCAGCAAGAGUCCGCUCACAAUCUGCUACCCCGAGUACACCGGCGGGCACUCGUAUGAGGAGACAGCAGCUUACAUUCAGUGCCAGUUCGAAGACUUAAAUAAACGAAAGGACACCAAGGAGAUCUACACCCACUUCACUUGUGCCACAGACACCAAGAAUGUGCAGUUUGUGUUUGAUGCAGUCACCGACGUCAUAAUAAAGAUCAACCUGAGGGAAAUCGGGCUGUACUAAAUCUCCAGGCCCUGCAGGUGUCAGGAGGAGAAUAGGGACUUCUGGGCCAGCACGUGUUGUCUGCAGAGGGCGAAUUGGAAAGUAGGUGUUACUAAGGGCUGAGCAGGUGGCCAUGCUGCGUGCAGGACCAAUAAAUUCCACAAUUUGGGGACUUGCUACCAUGAUCACUUUUGUCUUAAUAGAUUUCACAAUGCAGAGCAUAUUGAGAGGAAGUAAUUAGUGAGGGAGUCUUGAGAUUUGCACCUGAGGGUCUGGCAGAUGAAGCCCCUCUGAUGUCUCUCAAAUCCAGCUGACACAUUUAUAAAUUUGUCUGCCAUAUGCACAAGGACCAAAGGAGACUGCCUGUUCAUCAAAUCCAUUUCUGCAUCUCACAGUUUAACAGCUGUUAUGUAAAUUCAGUUCACUUUUGUGUUGCAUCUUCUCAUAGCUGUAAGACUGUACUGCAUUGCUUUUACUGAACAUUUGCAUUUGUUUUAUUCUAUUUUCAUUUUGAGCUGCGAUUAUAUAGUAUUUCCACUUCUGAAUGUGUGAAUGCCGUAACUUAUGUAUAGAAAAGCAUUGUGUGUGUGAGCAGUUUUGAUGUAUAUAACCUGUCGGGUCUGGGAUUAGUUAGCAGCACAGCUGUCUACAUAGUUAUUUUCAUUUUAACUACACCAUCUUGUAUUGAUUGAACAAUAUUUUUAUACUUAUGAGACAUCACUGCAAAUCAGUUUUUUGUGAAGGGAUAUCCAGAUUUCUUUUCUUUCCAUUGGAGUUUAAAUAUGACUAAUAUUAUUCACUUUCAAUAUAGAGGCCUCCCUUUUUUCCCCAAGUUACUUUUUUUAAUCCUAUGGAUACUAGUGAAGAAACAAAAACACACACAUGAAAACUAUGAUAAUAGCUUGAUUUAGCCAGAGGUUGUAUUUGUGUCCUUUGGCUGUAGCUAAGGAGGUCUGUUGUGGAUACUGUAUAUACUGUAGUGGAGCUCAGUUUGGGUUAGAUCAGUCACUUCCUACACAGAGAAGGCCUGGUAGCCUGGUAUUUACACACCACUUUAAAUCUCUGCAUUUGUAUUGGUUCACUUUAAUGUCAUUAAAUGAUGGCACAAAGCUGUCUCCUCUUUGUCCUGUUUUUAAAUGCCAGACCAAAA